CUUCGCUGCCACUGGAGCUCCCUAGGGUGGUUUGCCUCCGUCUGUACAACCCACGAUCAGACUCUUUGCCUGGUCAUCCUCAGGCUGGGCUCAGUUUGGGAUCCCUCCUCUUUCCACGUGAAGCAAGUCUGCGAGUCUGGAGCAGGAAUAUGGGCCACCGCGGAGUGCAGACUUGAGAUCUUAGGAAGGGCAGGGGACCUCUGCUGGCAAGGAUGCCUGUGAGCCCAAGGAAGCACAGGGGCAGGCUGAAGAUCUCCGGAGCUCCCGGAGACUCUGCCAGAGCCAAACUCUGAGGCCAGAGCUGACCCCUCCCAAGGGGCAGGCGUAGGGCUCCGAGGUGGGCGGAAGCCAAGCCACCCAGAAGGGAGUUACUCCCGCCAGCUCAGAUUGCCCUGCAGUGCGCUCUCCCCAGGCUCUCGCGCAGAGACCAAGACCGUCCAGCCAGGCAAGUUCGAUCUGAGUUCCGUCUUCAUCUGGUCAAAGGCACCUUCCAGUCACUCAGCUAUCGGUGGGGGAAACUGAGGCAUAGAGACAUGACCACUGGGGACCAGGGGCUUGGUUCUCUAGUCUGGGUCACCACACCCUCCUUGCAGCCUUGGCGGUCCCAGAGCAGCGGCGGAGAGGAGUGGCCCUGCCCUGGAAGAAUGCGGCUCUGCCGAGGGGCCAGAACCCGACGCACUCUCCCCACAGUUUGAACAGCCCGAGCCCAGGCGACCGGACCACGCCGGUGGCAGACUCGGCCCCAGAGCAGCUGGAGGCCCUGCUCGAUCUGCGCAUCGGGGCCUUAGGGCCCGGGAUUCGACAUGCGGGAAGAGCCCCGGCCGCGGCCUCCGCCCUCGGGCCUCGCCGGUCUCCUGUUCCUGGCGUUGUGCAGUCGGGUCCUCGGCAAUGAGAUUCUGGGCUUGAAGCUGCCGGGCGGCGGCGAGCCGCCGCUGACCGCCAACACCGUUUGCUUGACGCUGUCGGGCCUGAGCAAGCGGCAGCUGGGCCUGUGCCUUCGCAGCCCCGACGUGACGGCGUCGGCGCUCCAGGGCCUGCACAUCGCGGUCCACGAGUGUCAGCACCAGCUGCGCGACCAGCGCUGGAACUGCUCGGCGCUCGAGGGCGGCGGCCGCCUGCCGCACCACAGCGCCAUCCUCAAGCGCGGUUUCCGAGAGAGCGCUUUUUCCUUCUCCAUGCUGGCUGCUGGGGUCAUGCACGCAGUAGCCACCGCCUGCAGCCUGGGCAAGCUGGUGAGCUGCGGCUGUGGCUGGAAGGGCAGUGGUGAGCAGGAUCGACUGAGGGCGAAACUGCUGCAGCUGCAGGCACUAUCACGGGGCAAGAGCUUUCCCCACUCCCUGCCCAGCUCGGGCCCUGGCUCUGGUCCCAGCCCUGGCCCCCAGGACACGUGGGAAUGGGGCGGCUGUAACCAUGACAUGGACUUCGGGGAGAAGUUCUCUCGGGAUUUUUUGGAUUCCAGGGAAGCUCCCCGGGACAUCCAGGCACGAAUGCGGAUCCACAACAACAGGGUGGGGCGUCAGGUGGUAACUGAAAACCUGAAGCGGAAAUGCAAGUGCCAUGGCACUUCGGGCAGCUGCCAGUUCAAGACAUGCUGGAGGGCAGCCCCAGAGUUCCGGGCAGUGGGGGCAGCCUUGAGGGAGCGGCUGGGCCGGGCCAUCUUCAUUGAUACUCACAACCGCAACUCCGGAGCCUUCCAGCCCCGCCUUCGGCCCCGUCGCCUCUCAGGAGAGCUGGUCUACUUCGAGAAGUCUCCUGACUUCUGCGAGAGAGACCCCACUGUGGGCUCCCCAGGCACGCGGGGCCGGGCCUGCAACAAGACCAGCCGCCUGCUGGACGGCUGUGGCAGCCUGUGCUGUGGCCGCGGGCACAACGUGCUCCGGCAGACCCGAGUCGAGCGCUGUCAUUGCCGCUUCCACUGGUGCUGCUACGUGCUAUGUGACGAGUGCAAGGUCACAGAGUGGGUCAAUGUGUGUAAGUGAGGGUCAGCCUCACUGCGGGGCUGGGGCAGGGGAGGGGCACCUUUGCAGCCUUUUGCUCUGAUUUCUGUCCAGGGUCAAUCUUGGCCCCUGGCAGCUCAGAGUGUCUACCUGGAAACAGCUUUGGGUCAGGUGGAGUCUGUGAUGUGUGGCUUUCUCCCCCACAGUAGGAGGGCCUUGUGGGGGAGCUGUGACCCUCUUCUGCUCCUUGAACAUCUGAAUGGAAUAAGAUGAACUGUGUUGCUCUCCCAGCCACCCAACCUGGGGUCCCUUUAACUCUCAUAUUCAUAUUCCUUUUGGCUGGGGAGUCCCUAUAAUUUGCCCACUCUUUUCUUCUGAGGGAUAGCCCCAGCAUUGUGUGGAGCCAUACAACCUGUAUCCAGAAAGAGACCUCUCACUCCUAUUUGCUGUUUCUAAACUCCUCUACUGCAGCCUGCACCCCAUCUUAGGGAGUCAUAGGAGCCAGUGGUAGAGAGGUUUUUCUUAGGGAAGGGACAGGGUGCAGGGCACUCAAAAACCGUGAAAGUUGUCUGUCAAGGCCCUUAGGGAAGCUGUCUGCCCCUAUUCAGAUGUUGAAGGGAAACCUCCAAAGGAGGAAUUUUACCCAAGACUCUCUGAGCCUCUUUUUCUUUCUUCAGCAGGAGGGGUGGGAAUGGAUAAUUUAUUGUACUGAGACUUGUUCUUGGUUCUUGUUUGUAAUAAAAAUAAAUUAAGUUCCUGGA
Messenger RNA from Cervus elaphus (red deer), 2698 nucleotides. It is a transcript of the gene WNT10B, whose product is annotated as Wnt family member 10B. The record is from RefSeq and is a predicted model, not a curated record. Gene Ontology annotation, biological process: cell fate commitment; canonical Wnt signaling pathway; neuron differentiation. Lineage: Eukaryota; Metazoa; Chordata; Mammalia; Artiodactyla; Cervidae. The transcript has 6 exons. Gene Ontology annotation, molecular function: frizzled binding; cytokine activity. Bases 804 to 1979 code for a protein of 391 amino acids. Gene Ontology annotation, cellular component: extracellular region.